Messenger RNA from Penicillium maclennaniae, 1089 nucleotides. RefSeq lists its product as uncharacterized. Lineage: Eukaryota; Fungi; Ascomycota; Eurotiomycetes; Eurotiales; Aspergillaceae. The record is from RefSeq and is a predicted model, not a curated record. The transcript is spliced from 3 exons. The coding region runs from base 1 to 1089 and encodes 362 amino acids.
AUGCCGAGCGCUAGUUAUCGCUUAGAAUCCUUCCGUCCUUGGAAACCUUUCCAAGAGAAAGAGCAGCCUUUGCGGGAUCGCUUCGGUAUUUGUCGGUACCCAAGCCCGGUCUCCAUAUCUGCGACACCGUCUCCUUCCAAUCUUAGCAACCCCUUUUCAGAGAGCCAGGAGGUCUAUGAUCCAAAACCUGAGCGGCAUCCCCUACCUGCUCGCCCACCGGUAGAGGUUUGUUUAAAUGGCGGUCUACAAUCGAACAUUCAACACGAAUCGGAGGGUUUGGGCCCAAUAUGGCCAAUCAAUCCUUAUCCCGAGACCUUCGACAUAGAUGACUCCCUAUUCCCUGACGAUCUCCCCAACUCUGGAGACGUUGAUCCCGGGAGCUCGCUUUCCCUCCUAAUCAGCAAGCCUAACCUGGGUUUCUUGAAAGCCCCAUCCCCCGAAAGUCCAACGAUUGACCCGGCAAUUCUGGACGAUAAUCAUACCCGCGAUUUUGAGCAGGCACAACGAACGGCAAUUACACCUAUCACCCCAACCAUUUCACGCAACAUUCUAGUUGAAUAUUCUCGCUCCCCGGUUCGAGACGCCCGUUGCCACAGAAAGCAACAGGAUUCUGUCAGGCCCGUGAAAGCUGGUCGGCCGCCUGCCAAAAUCAGUAAAGUCUCAGUUGUCAUCGACAAUCGCCCAAAAAACAGGACUAGCCGGUCCGGUCUGGGACUCGGCCGCAAGAACGUAUCGCUUCCUACUCUCCGUGCUCACUUCUCUGCCCUUUCGGUCGAGGAAAGACUACAAUUCUUGUCCUGGCUAUUCGAGGGUGCCUUAUCCAUUGCCUCCACGUGCCUCACGGAACACGUAAACAGAGAUGCCGAAUUGGUCGAUAGGCCACGUACACCUUGUUCGAGAAAAGGGUUAUUAUGGUCCGACGAAGAGGCUGACUUACUGGUGAAGCUCAGGGAAGAAGAACACCUUGCUUGGUCGGAGGUGACCGAGCGGUUUAAUCAGAAGUUCCCUGGAAGGACUCAAGGCUCUCUACAAGUGUACUGGAGCACAAAGCUUGGGAAACGACGGUCGUCCCCACCGGAAAACGUAUAG